UCCGCGCCGCUCCGGACUCCGCCGGUAACGGGUGCUCUCGGCCUCGCCGCGGCGCGGACAGUCCGUUCAUGCCUCGCGUUUGAGGGCAGGGGUGGCUCAGCGGCUGGGACGCAGCUUUCUCCGCUGGCCGAGGCCCGCCACAGCCGACAUGGGCUGUUUCUGCGCGGUUCCGGAAGAAUUCUAUUGCGAAGUUUUGCUUCUGAAUGAAUCCAAGUUAACUCUCACCACCCAGCAGCAGGGCAUCAAGAAGUCAACGAAAGGUUCCAUUGUCCUUGAACACGUAUUUCGUCACAUAAACCUUGUGGAGGUAGAUUAUUUUGGACUGCGUUACUGUGACAGAAACCAUCAGACGUAUUGGCUGGAUCCUGCAAAAACCCUGUCUGAACACAAAGAACUGAUCAACACUGGACCUCCAUAUACUUUGUAUUUUGGUAUUAAAUUCUAUGCUGAAGAUCCGUGUAAACUUAAAGAAGAAAUAACCAGGUAUCAGUUUUUCUUGCAGGUGAAGCAAGAUGUCCUUCAGGGCCGACUGCCCUGCCCCAUUAACACUGCUGCUCAACUGGGAGCAUAUGCCAUCCAGGCUGAACUCGGAGAUUAUGAUCCAUACAAACAUACUGCAGGCUAUGUGUCAGAGUACCGAUUUGUUCCUGAUCAGAAGGAAGAACUUGAAGAGGCUAUAGAAAGGAUUCAUAAAACUCUAAUGGGUCAGGCUCCUUCUGAAGCAGAGCUGAAUUACUUGAGGACUGCCAAGUCCCUGGAGAUGUAUGGUGUUGACCUCCAUCCUGUCUAUGGAGAAAACAAAUCUGAGUAUUUUUUAGGAUUAACUCCAGUUGGUGUUGUUGUCUAUAAGAAUAAAAAACAAGUGGGAAAGUAUUUCUGGCCUCGGAUUACAAAGGUUCACUUCAAGGAGACCCAGUUUGAACUCAGAGUACUGGGAAAAGAUUGCAGUGAAACCUCAUUCUUUUUUGAAGCUCGAAGUAAAACUGCUUGCAAGCAUCUUUGGAAGUGUAGUGUAGAAUAUCAUACAUUUUUUAGAAUGCCAGAAAAUGAAGCAAAUUCAUUGUCAAGAAAACUCAGCAAGUUUGGAUCCAUGAGUUAUAAGCACCGGUAUAGUGGCAGGACAGCACUACAGAUGAGUCGAGAUCUUUCUAUUCAACUUCCCCGGCCCGAUCAGAAUGUGUCAAGAAGUCGAAGCAAGACUUACCCUAAGAGAAUAGCACAAACACAGCCAGCUGGAUCAAACAGCAUGAAUCGGGUAACUGCAAAUAUGGAAAAUGGAGAAAAUGAAGGAACAACUAAAAUUAUCGCACCUUCACCAAUAAAAAGCUUUAAGAAAGCAAAGAAUGAAAACAGCCCUGAUACCCAAAGAAGCAAAUCUCAUGCACCGUGGGAAGAAAACGGCCCCCAGAGCGGACUCUAUAACUCCCCCAACGACCGCACGAAAUCCCCCAAGUUCCCUUACACACGCCGCCGAAACCCCUCGUGUGGGAGCGACAAUGACUCUGUGCAGCCCACCAGGAGGAGGAAAGCCCACAACAGUGGUGAAGAUUCGGAUCUAAAACAGAGGAGGAGGUCACGCUCACGCUGUAACACAAGCAGUGGUAGUGAAUCAGAAAAUUCUAAUAGAGAGCACCGGAAAAAGAGAAACAGAAUAAGGCAGGAGAAUGAUAUGGUUGAUUCGGCACCACAGUGGGAAGCUGUGUUAAGGAGACAAAAGGAGAAAAACCAGGCGGACCCCAACAACAGACGAUCCAGACACAGAUCUCGCUCGAGAAGUCCUGAUAUCCAAGCAAAAGAAGAGUUAUGGAAGCAUAUCCAAAAAGAGCUUGUGGAUCCAUCUGGACUGUCAGAAGAACAAUUAAAAGAGAUUCCAUACACUAAAAUAGAGACGCAAGGUGACCCAGUCCGCAUCCGGCACUCUCAUUCACCGAGAAGUUACCGCCAGUAUCGCAGGUCCCAGUGCUCGGAUGGAGAGCGGUCUGUCCUCUCAGAAGUGAAUUCAAAAACCGAUCUUGUACCUCCACUUCCUGUGACCCGUUCUUCAGAUGCUCAGGGUUCUGGUGGUUCCACAGUUCAUCAGAGAAGAAACGGGUCUAAAGAUAGCCUGACUGAAGAAAAAUCUCAGACAUCUACAAGCAAUAUGGCUGGAAAACACACAGCAAAAACAAUAAAAACUAUCCAAGCUUCACGCCUCAAGAUAGAGACUUAAUCCCAGUGAAGGGCUUGGGAUGGGGGUGGGAAGGGUAUGUGUGCCACCUUUACUUUUAAACUGUGAAUUAUAAUUAUUGAAAUAUCUUGGACCUGCAGAAGUGUUUCUUCAGAAGAAAAUAAUGGAGUCUAUUGCAUCUUUUAAAGGUUUAAUUACAGUAUAUUUGUGCCUAAGGGCCUUUUUAUUUGGUAACUGGAAAGAUGGUAGUCUUAUAAAGCCUUUUUCAUUUGAUGCUGUUUACCUUCCUGGAAACUCCCAAGUAUCUUGUCUGCCACAACCAAGACCAGAGGCUUCAGAUCAAAGUUCUGGAAUUGUGGACUGUGGCCAGGUAGCUAUGCAGCAGUACACUAAGGGGGACGAAGAUUCUUCCCUAGUCUGGGUAGAUCUCUGCCUGGGCACAAGUGCAUGACUGAGGGAUCACUUUCACACUGCAGAUAUUUUUAUUCACGUUAAUGUUCUUUGUAAUACUGUAUUUUGUGGCAUUAAGUUUCACUGGUAAUUUGCAAAUGUUAAAAAAAAGUGCUGCUUUUAA
Molecule: messenger RNA, 2741 nt
Organism: Dama dama (fallow deer)
Lineage: Eukaryota; Metazoa; Chordata; Mammalia; Artiodactyla; Cervidae
Gene: EPB41L4A
Product: erythrocyte membrane protein band 4.1 like 4A
Exons: 23
Coding region: 149-2209 (686 amino acids)
Cellular component (GO): cytoskeleton
Molecular function (GO): cytoskeletal protein binding
Source: RefSeq, a predicted model, not a curated record